AUGUCUCGACCAUCCCCUAUACUGGACAUCAGAUUCGAUGCUUGGUCACCUGAAACAACAACAACCGAUACAUGGUCCUCUCAAAUGAAUUCACAAGAUCAAUUAACUAUCAGACGUCGGAGAAAGCUUAGUUCUCUGUUUAAGUAUGAAAUGGUUGUGGUGUUUCAACCGCAACGUCAACCACUAGUAUUACUAGUACCUCGACUUCUACCACAACAUCGUCAACAAGUACCACCACAACCACAAGCACUACGUCCACAACUACCACCGCAACAACAUCCACGAGUACAACAACCACAACGUCAACCACUAGUACUACUAGUACUUCGACUUCUACCACAACAUCGUCAACAAGUUCCACCACAAGCACAAGCACUACCUACCACCGCAACAACAACGACAAACAAUCUUCCGGCUCAGUGUUCAUCAUAUACGACAAUUACAGAUUCUACUCGAAAUAUUGCUUACAGUUCAAGUAGUACGUGUGAUACAUCUUUAUUUUCGAGUACACCAACAUGGGUUAAAUUCUCUGGUGGUGCUGGUUCAAGAAUCGUGACAAGUGCAUCAAGUGUGAGUGUUUGUGGAACAGAUGCACCAGGUUGGUAUAACGGUGCAAUGCCUCCGGUUGGUGUGAGCAAUACGGGUACGGUGUGUUAUAACUGGGCAGGUAAUAAUUGUAACUGGUCAAACAAUGUUCAAGUUACCAAUUGUAAUGGUUUCUAUGUUUAUGCGUUAAUUGCUCCUCCCACAUGUAAUCUUCGCUAUUGCACAACAUAG
Molecule: messenger RNA, 777 nt
Organism: Didymodactylos carnosus
Lineage: Eukaryota; Metazoa; Rotifera; Eurotatoria; Philodinida; Philodinidae
Source: the annotation of a GenBank genome assembly